AUGUUGUUGGAGUUGUGGAGCAACUUUUCUGUAUUCAUCUGUCUUAACUCUACUGCUGAUAAUUUCUGCAGGACAUCCUGGCUAAUUGAUAGCCAAAGAAUUGCUUCGAAAAUAAAAAACGUUUCUGGGUCACGGGAUCUCAGUAAACAAAAAUGGUUGAGCAACCCAACUAAGGAGUGCCCGAAUUGCAGCCACAUCAUUGAUAACAGUGAUGUUGUUCACCAGUGGCCUGGUUUGCCAAAGGGUGUAAAGUUUGAUCCGUCUGACCAGGAAUUGCUUGGGCAUUUGCUGGCAAAACAUGACAAAGCAGGUUCUCAACCUCACCCAUUCAUUGAUGAAUUUAUUCCAACAGUCAAGGAAGCUGAUGGUAUCUGCUACACUCAUCCACAGAAACUUCCAGGCGUUAAGCAAGAUGGAAGUGUAUCACACUUCUUCCACAGAACAUUUAAAGCAUAUAACACUGGGACUAGGAAGCGUAGAAAGAUCAACACUAGUGAUCUUGCCGAUGUUCGCUGGCACAAGACAGGCAAGACAAAGCCAGUAAUGGUUGAUGGACAGCACCUUGGCUGUAAGAAAAUAAUGGUGCUAUAUAUGAGUACUGUGAAGGGUGGGAAGCCCAAGAAGACUAACUGGGUGAUGCAUCAAUAUCAUCUAGGCACUGGGGAAGAUGAGCAGAAUGGGGAAUAUGUUGUCUCCAAAUUAUUUUUCCAGCAACAGAAUGGGGAAAAGAGUGCAUUAGAGCUAACCAACACAGAUGUGAUGCAAACUACAGUUGCUGAAGCAGAUCUUACUGACCUCCCUGAACCAACCGCGGAAGAAGAAGAUGAACGUAUUAGUAGUAUUAGUAACCAAGAGUUUCUUCUUAAUAAUGAAUAUAAUGCUGACGAGGAAGCCCUUCAUAGCCAUGAACAUAAUACUUAUCAGGAAAACGGAGAUUGUGAAAUAAAAAUGGAAGAAAAAGCUGCUGAUGAAAAUGCCGUCUAUCCAUCCUCUGAAAAACCUGAGGAUGGAGAUAAUCCACCAUCACAAGAUCCAAACUUGUGGGAAGGUGAUUCCCAGUUUCUGUUAGAUUCUCAGCAACUAGCAGAAAACUUGGCCAUUUGUGAUGAGUUCCUGCAGAGUCAGACCUCAUGCGGCGAUGGAGAUGAACCAGGUUCGAUCAAGCCUCGCCUGGCAGUUUAUGCCCAAUUGCCAGUAGAGGACUUGAAGAAAGAUCUGCAAGAAUACAAGGACUUGGGCCCUUCAGACAAUGCAAAUCUUGAGCCUGAAAAUAAUGCUGAACUUCGAUUGAGCCAACUCGAAUUUUCACAGGACAGCUAUACGAUGGGAAUUUUCACAGGGCAGGCGGCUGAUUGA
Molecule: messenger RNA, 1356 nt
Organism: Triticum turgidum subsp. durum (durum wheat)
Lineage: Eukaryota; Viridiplantae; Streptophyta; Magnoliopsida; Poales; Poaceae
Source: the annotation of a GenBank genome assembly